Molecule: messenger RNA, 822 nt
Organism: Arachis ipaensis
Lineage: Eukaryota; Viridiplantae; Streptophyta; Magnoliopsida; Fabales; Fabaceae
Molecular function (GO): DNA binding
Source: RefSeq, a predicted model, not a curated record
AUGCCGGCGCUCGCUGAUUUUCGCUUCUUCAUAUUCAUAAUCCCCAACAUGGAGAAUCAAAUUAGAAUGCCGUCGGCCUUCUCCAACCUUGUCUGGGAGAACAUGAGCAACCCCGUCGAGGUAAGCACCACAAAUGGUCAGUCGUGGAGCAUCUCGUGGGUUGUUGAGGAGGAGCAUCCGCAUCGAAUCGUCUUCACCGGAGGGUGGCGAGCCUUUUACGAACACUACCAUCUUCGAAUCGGUGCCACGCUGCUAUUAUCGUAUCACCAACCAAAGUUUUUCAAUGUGGCCAUCUACGGCACAAGUUUCUGCGAGAUCAACUAUGGAAGUCUUCCAGCAAUACCCACACAUGGCAACUAUACAGUCCAGUUCUUCGUGAUAAUCCCGGUGAACGACCCUGAUACACUGCGGUCAUACAAUAGAAAUCAACUACUUGGCCCAUGUCGGGCCGGGGACGGACUGCACUUGUAUAAGCUAUCUGAUGGCCCCCAGGUCAAUGCACAUAGCCGAUGGGUUCAGAUCGACCAAUCCGUUCUUAGUCAAGCCAAUCGUACACUGCCUGGCAUCCCGUUUUCUCGUAAAAUAUGUCCUCGCUUCCAGCCAAAUGUCCCCCCUCUGUCGAGAGUCUACGAGGAUAGCCCAAUUUCGAUUACCAACGAGAGGGGCGUGUGGACCGUUCAGUAUACGCACUAUGUCGGAAGGACGAACGGAUGUUUUGGAGUAGGCUGGUCUGCCUUAGCAACUGCAUGCCAACUAAGACACGGCCAUGUGUGUGUCGUCGAGCGGCUGGCGCCGCAAGACUACCGGCUGCAUAUAUAUUGA